UCUAAAAUACCAAAAUGUCGUUCGAUCAAAAGGAAAUAUUCAAUAUAAUAUAUAAGCUGGCCCGUCUUACCCAGACGGAAAUGCGUGUCGAAUUGGAUGCAAUGGGUGCUGUGAAUGUUCCCUUGGAUCGUUUGUAUGGACGUCAUACAACGCGUGCCCUUAAGAAUUUCACCAUUGGUGGCAUAGAGGAUCGCAUGCCGCGUGCCAUUAUUAUUGCAUUGGGCCUAAUCAAGAAAGCCGCAUCGAUUACUAAUCGAAGCUUCGGAUUGGAGCCCAAUGUAUGCGAUGCCAUUUCGAUUGCGGCUGACGAUGUCAUCUCUGGAAAAUUAUACGAUGAACAUCAUUUUCCAUUGGGCACCUGGCAGGAGGGCGCCGGGGCCCACAGCAAUAUGAAUGUCAACGAGGUGGUCUGUAAUCGGGCCAUUCAGCUAUUGCGCGGUCAGAUCGGUGGCCAUUUUCCAGUGCAUCCCCAGACUCAUGUUAAUUUGGCUCAUAGCCCCCACGAUAGCUUCUCCUCGGCUAUUAACAUUGCUGUGGCCAUGGAGCUGCAGAAGAAGCUAUUUCCAUCCAUUUUGCUGGUGAUCGAUACUCUGACCAAGAAGGAGCAGCUGUGGAGAGAUAUCAUUAAGAUGGGACGCACUCAUCUUAUGGAUGCUGUGCCGCUGACAUUGGGCCAAGAGUUCGGCGGAUAUCGGCAAAUGAUGGACAACUGCUCUACGAGAUUGGGCUCGGCAUUAAAGCACUUGUAUCAGUUGUCCCUUGGAGGCACCUCUGUGGGCACAGGUGCAAACAGUCCCGAUCAGUUCGGAAUCAAAUGUGUCGGCGAAAUAGCGAAGCUCACGAAACUUCCAUUUGUUUGCGCUCCCAAUCUAUUCGAGGCUAUCGGCUCACGUGAUUCCUUGGUCGAGAUCCAUGGCGAACUCAACUCCAUUGCUGUCAGUACCAUGAAGAUCGCCAAUGACAUUAUGUUCAUGGCUUCUGGUCCAAAUUGUGGUUUAGGUGAGAUUGAGCUUCCCAAGAACGAACCAGGAAGUUCGAUAAUGCCUGGCAUGGUAAAUCCUACACAAUGCGAGGCCAUGCUGAUGAUCUGUGCCCAGGUGAUGGGCAACCAGACGGCAGUCACUGUCGGUGGCUACAAUGGACACUUUGAACUCAACUCGUUCAUGCCAGUGAUCGCCUCCAAUGUUCUACGCUCCAUUAACCUCUUGAGUAGUGGCCUCAAGAAUUUCAGCACCAAUUGCCUCGUAGGUAUUGAGCCAAAUAUGAAAAGGCUUGAAAAGACAUUGAACGAAUCCCUGAUGCUCGUGGCCGCAAUAACUAAUCAUAUUGGCUAUGAUAGGGCAGCCGAAAUUGCUAAAGCUGCCAACAUCAAUGGCACCACAGUGAAAAAGGAGGCCAUCAGGGGAGGCAUUGUCAAGGAAGAUAUCGACAUGUGGCUCAAUCCCUCGAAUAUGCUAGGACCCUCUGAAUAAUGUAAUUUACAAAGUUCAUUCAAUAAAGCGAAUGCCAUAUUUAAUGGAGGUCAA
Messenger RNA from Drosophila innubila, 1526 nucleotides. RefSeq names its product probable fumarate hydratase, mitochondrial. Gene Ontology annotation, biological process: tricarboxylic acid cycle; malate metabolic process; fumarate metabolic process. Bases 15 to 1472 code for a protein of 485 amino acids. The transcript is spliced from 2 exons. Gene Ontology annotation, cellular component: mitochondrion; tricarboxylic acid cycle heteromeric enzyme complex. NCBI's taxonomy places the organism in Eukaryota, Metazoa, Arthropoda, Insecta, Diptera, Drosophilidae. Gene Ontology annotation, molecular function: fumarate hydratase activity. The record is from RefSeq and is a predicted model, not a curated record.